AUGGUGACGUCACCAUCAGCACAGACUGGUCUGGUGAAGUCACCAUCAGCACAGGCUGGUCUGGUGACGUCACCAUCAGCACAGAGUGGUCUGGUGAAGUCCCCGUCAGCACAGACUGGUCUGGUGACGUCACUAUCAGCACAGACUGGUCUGGUGAAGUCACCAUCAGCACAGGCUGGUCUGGUGACGUCACCAUCAGCACAGACUGGGAGCAACGGGGGCCUGUCAGGGAGCAACGGGGGCCUGUCAGGGAGCAACGGGAGCCUGUCAGGGAGCAACGGGGGCCUGUCAGGGAGCAACGGGAGCCUGUCAGGGAGCAACGGGGGCCUGUCAGGGAGCAACGGGGGCCUGUCAGGGAGCAACGGGGGCAUGUCAGUGUGCAACGGGGGCCUGUCAGGGAGCAACGGGGGCCUGUCAGGGAGCAACGAGAGCCUGUCAGGGAGCAACGGGGGCCUGCCAGGGAGCAACGAGGGCCUGUCAGGGAGCAACGGGGGCCUGUCAGGGAGCAACGGGGGCCUGUCAGGGAACAACAAGGGCCUGUCAGGGAACAACGGGGGCCUGUCAGGGAACAACGGGGGCCUGUCAGGGAGCAACAGGGGCCUGUCAGGGAACAAUGGGGGCCUGUCAGGGAGCAACGGGGGCCUGUCAGGCAGCAACAGGAGCCUGUCAGGGAGCAACGGGGGCCUGUCAGGGAGCAACGGGGGCCUGUCAGGGAGCAACGGGAACCUGUCAGGGAGCAACGGGGGCCUGUCAGGGAGCAAGGGGGGCCUGUCAGGGCGCAACGGGGGCCUGUCAGUGUGCAACGGGGGCCUGUCAGGGAGCAACGGGGGCCUGUCAGGGAGCAACGAGAGCCUGUCAGGGAGCAACGGGGGCCUGUCAGGGAGCAACGGGGGCCUGUCAGGGAGCAACGGGGGCCUGUCAGGGAGCAACGGGGGCCUGUCAGGGAACAACAAGGGCCUGUCAGGGAACAACGGGGGCCUGUCAGGGAACAACGGGGGCCUGUCAGGGAGCAACGGGGGCAUGUCAGGGAACAACGGGGGCCUGUCAGGGAGCAACGGGGGCCUGUCAGGGAACAAUGGGGGCCUGUCAGGGAGCAACAGGGGCCUGUCAGGGAGCAACAGGAGCCUGUCAGGGAGCAACGGGGGCCUGUCAGGGAGCAACGGGGGCCUGUCAGGGAGCAACAGGAGCCUGUCAGGGAGCAACGGGGGCCUGUCAGGGAGCAAUGGGGGCCUGUCAGGGCGCAACGGGGGCCUGUCAGUGUGCAACGGGGGCCUGUCAGGGAGCAACGGGGGCCUGUCAGGGAGCAACGAGAGCCUGUCAGGGAGCAACGGGGGCCUGUCAGGGAGCAACGGGGGCCUGUCAGGGAGCAACGAGGGCCUGUCAGGGAGCAACGGGGGCCUGUCAGGGAACAACAGGGGCCUGUCAGGGAGCAACGGGGGCCUGUCAGGGAGCAACGGGGGCCUGUCAGGGAUCAACGGGGGCCUGUCAGGGAACAACUGGGGCCUGUCAGGGAACAGCGGGGGCCUGUCAGGGAACAACGGGGGCCUGUCAGGGAACAACGGGGGCCUGUCAGGGAACAACGGGGGCCUGUCAGGGAACAACGGGGGCCUGUCAGGGAACAACGGGGGCCUGUCAGGGAGCAACGGGGGCCUGUCAGGGAACAAUGGGGGCCUGUCAGGGAGCAACGGGGGCCUGUCAGGGAACAACGGGGGCCUGUCAGGGAACAACGGGGGCCUGUCAGGGAACAACGGGGGCCUGUCAGGGAACAACGGGGGCCUGUCAGGGAACAACGGGGGCCUGUCAGGGAACAACGGGGGCCUGUCAGGGAACAACGGGGGCCUGUCAGGGAGCAACGGGGGCCUGUCAGGGAGCAACGGGUGUCCAUCAGGGAGCAACAAGGGUCCAUCAAGGAGCAAUGGGGACCUGUCAGGAAGCAACGGGCACCAGCAGAUGAGGAGUGACUUAGUUUAG
Molecule: messenger RNA, 1971 nt
Organism: Procambarus clarkii (red swamp crayfish)
Lineage: Eukaryota; Metazoa; Arthropoda; Malacostraca; Decapoda; Cambaridae
Source: RefSeq, a predicted model, not a curated record